Molecule: messenger RNA, 1173 nt
Organism: Pogoniulus pusillus (Red-fronted tinkerbird)
Lineage: Eukaryota; Metazoa; Chordata; Aves; Piciformes; Lybiidae
Product: G-protein coupled receptor 35-like
Exons: 3
Coding region: 1-1113 (370 amino acids)
Biological process (GO): positive regulation of Rho protein signal transduction; phospholipase C-activating G protein-coupled receptor signaling pathway
Cellular component (GO): plasma membrane
Molecular function (GO): G protein-coupled receptor activity
Source: RefSeq, a predicted model, not a curated record
AUGAACGGGCUCCGCUGCGGAGUUUGCGCCGUCAAGCCGGCAGGUAACGUCGCUUUGUUUCGUUCGCUUUGGCUGUCUGCGAACUGCUGCUCGGAAUCCUGCCGCGGCUGGGAGGAGGCUCGGUCUCGGGACACCAAACAAGCCUCAGACCUCAGGACAAUGUACUGCAACGUCACAGAUCUAGAACUGUCUCACCACGUUCGUCUCAUUGAAUUUGUUCUGUACAGCCUCAUUUUCUUGUUUGGAGUGCUGUUUAAUGUUCUUGCCCUCUGGGUUUUCUGCAAGAUGAAGAAGUGGACAGAAACCAGGGUGUAUGCAACCAAUCUGGUCUUUGCAGACUGCUUCGUCAUCUGCACCCUGCCUUUCGUGGCUUAUUUCCUCUGGAACAAGUCAACUCGAAGCGAGCUCUGCCGCUUUGUGGAGGCAAUGUAUCUUAUCAACAUGGUGGUGAGCUCCUACACCACUGCAUUCAUCUCCAUCGAUCGAUACAUUGCCAUAAAGUAUCCCCUGAAAGCCAGGACCUUCAGGUCUCCAUCAAAGGCUGCCCUUCUCUGUGGGCUGCUUUGGGUGUCGGUGAUAACUGGAGUCAGCUUAGAGUGCCAGAGGAGGCGUGCUGCCCUCUGCUUUGAGAACGACACCACUACCCCAGGCCUUUCUCUUUCCCUUAUGUUUAUUCUGCCAUUCGUGAUCUUGACAUUUUGCUCUGCAGUAGUAAUCAGGAACCUUAACAGACAUCUGAACACAAAUCCAUCAGACAAGAAAUUAAUCCAGAGAGCUAUUCACAUUAUUUAUGCAAACCUGAUUGCAUUUCUGGUCUGUUUUCUGCCAGCCUACAUGGGAAUACUUGCUGGGUUCAUAAUAGAGAGUGUUGGAGCUACCUGUUCCCUGCUCCAGGUUAUGAAGAAUGUCUCCUCAGUCACAAGGUGUAUUGCCACAUCCAACUGCUGCCUGGAUAGCAUCUGCUACUACUUGAUGACAAAGGAGUUCCACGAAGCCCUUGUACUGCCCAAAUCCAGCACUGAAAGAAACAGAUCAAAUAUGACCUUUGCAGACACACGAUUGUUAAAUGUAGGUGGAGAAGCAGGGAGCCCCAGAAAACUCACAACCCUCUAACAUCAAGAGAAGGUACAAGUUCAGCAUUAUUGGGAUAACUAUUGCUCUUUCUCUCUAAAG